UUCAAGUGUUCGGUAAGAACGAGCCGGAUUUCGAAGGGCUAAGCCACCUGAAAACCAUAUCGAUGAUCCUCCACGAAGUUCUGAGACUGUACUCACCAGCUUACUUCACAUGUCGGAUAACCGAACAAGAACUGAAGCUGGAGAGGUUCAGCCUGCCUGCAGGAGUCGUGGUCACGAUACCGAUGCUUCUGGUUCAUCACGAUCCCGAUCUCUGGGGUAACGACGUGAAAGAAUUCAAGCCCGAGAGGUUUGCCAACGGAGUGGCAAGUGCAACAAAGGGAAGACUUUCCUUCUUACCGUUCAGUUCGGGACCUCGAACAUGUAUCGGACAGAACUUCUCGAUGCUGGAAGCGAAGCUAUUCGUGGCCGAGGUUCUUCAAAGGUUCAGGCUUGAGCUCUCUCCUUCAUAUACUCACGCUCCUCUCCCAGCUGCGACAACGUUUCCGCAACAUGGAGCUCAUAUCAUCAUCCGCAAGAUCUAAGAAGAAGAACGAUAUAUAUAAGCACCUGACUUGUGUGUAUGUGUACAUAUAUAUAUAUAUAGCUCCUAAGCUCUUACCAAGGUGAAACAUGGAGAUCCAUACCUACAAAUAAGAAGUUUUUCACCUUGUUUCGCA
Messenger RNA from Tarenaya hassleriana, 617 nucleotides. Its product is annotated as cytochrome P450 72C1-like. NCBI's taxonomy places the organism in Eukaryota, Viridiplantae, Streptophyta, Magnoliopsida, Brassicales, Cleomaceae. The record is from RefSeq and is a predicted model, not a curated record. The transcript is spliced from 2 exons. Bases 63 to 482 code for a protein of 139 amino acids. Gene Ontology annotation, molecular function: monooxygenase activity; oxidoreductase activity, acting on paired donors, with incorporation or reduction of molecular oxygen; iron ion binding.